Messenger RNA from Fopius arisanus, 1178 nucleotides. Its product is annotated as delta(3,5)-Delta(2,4)-dienoyl-CoA isomerase, mitochondrial. Gene Ontology annotation, cellular component: mitochondrion. The record is from RefSeq and is a predicted model, not a curated record. Gene Ontology annotation, molecular function: delta(3,5)-delta(2,4)-dienoyl-CoA isomerase activity. The transcript has 6 exons. The coding region runs from base 36 to 1031 and encodes 331 amino acids. NCBI's taxonomy places the organism in Eukaryota, Metazoa, Arthropoda, Insecta, Hymenoptera, Braconidae.
AGUCCCGCUGUCAGAGGAACCAGUCGAAGGGGUGAAUGUUAUUUUCUGCAUUACGAAAUUGGGAUUAUAAUCUCUGCUCUACUUUAAUCAAUCCUCUUUGCACCUACUACAGGAGAAUGUGCACACUUAGUGGAAUUGGUGAAUCGUUAUUCAAAGUCAUCAGAUCUCUCCACAAUUUCCGAAAUAUUUCUCAUAUGUCUUCCUUUAAAUUUGAUACUUUAUCGGUAUCAAGGCCCAAAGAGUUUGUGUACAAAGUCCAACUCAACAGACCAGAUAAAAUGAAUUCAUUGAAUAAUACGAUGUGGCUGGAAAUCGGUGAAUGUUUUAAAAUGAUUGAUAAUGAUGAGGACUGCCGAGUGGUCAUGUUGACAGGUGCCGGCAAGGCUUUUUGUGCAGGAAUUGAUUUGCAAAAUGCCAUGAACAUGGGUCAACAGAUAGCACAAUAUGAAGAUAUUGCACGCAAAGCUAGACUAGUGGAGAAACGACUAACGCAAUACCAAGAUGCAUUUCUAUCAAUCGAAAAAUGCCGGAAGCCGAUUAUUGCUGCUAUACAUGGCCUUUGUAUUGGUGCCGCCUUGAAUAUGAUUUGCGGUGUUGAUAUUCGUUACUGUUCAAAAAACGCCUGGUUCUCUCUGAAAGAAGUGGAUUUAGGAAUGGCUGCCGAUGUAGGCGCAUUACAAUGGCUCCCUAAGAUAGUUGGCUCGUCGAGUUUAGUCAGAGAAUUGGCUUUCACUGGACGUAAAAUUCAAGCUGAGGAGGCGUUACAAUGUGGCCUCGUCAGCCAAUUAUUCAAAGAUGAUGAAAGUUUAUGGGCAGAGACACUUAAGCUUGCGGAGGAGAUUUCCCAGAAAAGUCCAGUUGCUGUCCAGAACACCAAGAAAGCGUUAAUCUAUUCAAGGGAUCAUACGGUUCCGGAGGGCCUCGAAUAUAUGGUGAAUUUGAAUCAAGCAAUGUUACAAAGUGAGGACUUUAUUAAGGCUGCAAUUGCAAUAGCCAGUAAGGGAGAACGUCCAAUAUUUUCCAAAUUGUAAAUAGUAUCAGGUGACAAACGAAUAUUCCCAGUCCCAGAAACUGAAAUGAAUCGUAAUUAUAACAGGUUCAGUUAUAUAAAUUAAAUGCUUUUUUUUUAUUAUUGUUAAAUGAGAACACUAUUAUAAUAUACCUGGUUAAUUUUCAUA